Microthlaspi erraticum is the source of this 1137-nucleotide messenger RNA. NCBI's taxonomy places the organism in Eukaryota, Viridiplantae, Streptophyta, Magnoliopsida, Brassicales, Brassicaceae. The record is from the annotation of a GenBank genome assembly.
AUGUACAUGUUGUUGGAUUUUAAGAGUCUUUAUUAUGGAGGCCAUAUACAGUUGGAUCUCCUCUCUACAUCACAUCAUCCUCAAAUCCACCGUCUCGAGCCAGCCUCCACGUUUUCUUCACCCUCCGCCGUCAUGGAUGGUCUUCCAACCCUUAAAACCAAGCUUUGCAUCGUCGGGAGUGGCCCGGCGGCACACACGGCGGCGAUCUAUGCGGCUAGGGCGCAGCUUGAGCCUCUUCUCUUCGAAGGAUGGAUGGCUAACGGUAUCGCUCCCGGCGGCCAGUUAACUACAACCACCGACGUCGAGAACUUUCCUGGAUUCCCCCAAGGUAUUCUCGGCCUGGAUAUCGUCGAAAAAUUCCGGGAGCAGUCGCUGAGAUUCGGUACCGAGAUUUUCACGGAGACUGUCGAAAAGGUUGAUUUCUCGUCAAAGCCGUUCAAGCUAGUCGCCGAUUCAAGAACUGUCCUCGCUGACGCUGUAAUCAUUUCAACGGGAGCUGUAGCCAAGCGGCUCAGCUUCCCUGGAUCUGGUGAUGACGCUGGUGGUUUCUGGAACCGCGGGAUCUCCGCUUGUGCUGUAUGCGACGGAGCUGCUCCGAUUUUCAGGAACAAACCUCUGGUGGUUAUCGGCGGCGGAGAUUCAGCCAUGGAGGAGGCGAAUUUUCUCACCAAGUACGGAUCUAAAGUGUACAUAAUCCACAGGCGGGACACGUUCAGGGCGUCUAAGAUCAUGCAGCAGAGGGCGCUGUCAAACACUAAGAUCGAGGUGAUAUGGAACUCUUCGGUGGUGGAGGCAUACGGAGACGAACCCGAAAAACGCCUUCUCGGAGGAGUGAAGGUGAAGAACGUCGUGACCGGAGAUGUGUCCGAUCUGAAAGUCUCGGGACUGUUCUUCGCCAUUGGUCAUGAGCCAGCGACGAAGUUCUUGGAUGGACAGCUUGAGCUUGACGAAGAUGGUUAUGUAUUGACCAAGCCUGGUACCACAAAGACGAGCGUGGUCGGUGUAUUCGCCGCCGGAGAUGUCCAAGACAAGAAGUAUAGGCAGGCCAUCACUGCUGCUGGGUCUGGAUGCAUGGCGGCUUUGGAUGCAGAGCAUUACUUACAGGAGAUUGGAUCUCAGGAGGGUAAUAGUGAUUAG